Bactrocera tryoni is the source of this 4143-nucleotide messenger RNA. Its product is annotated as X-linked retinitis pigmentosa GTPase regulator. The record is from RefSeq and is a predicted model, not a curated record. Gene Ontology annotation, cellular component: cytoplasm. The coding region runs from base 682 to 4023 and encodes 1113 amino acids. Gene Ontology annotation, molecular function: guanyl-nucleotide exchange factor activity. Lineage: Eukaryota; Metazoa; Arthropoda; Insecta; Diptera; Tephritidae. The transcript is spliced from 6 exons.
UCCAGUCUAGUAGCAACCGUCCGGCUGACCACAGCACAACAAGCUCCGCAGAUAUUAACGAGCCGGCAGCGUGCCGCCGGUAACUGCGCGUCGCGCACGCAAACACAAAGCCAACGCCGUCCAAUAGGAAAGUGGAGGAAAAUAACGGCACUAGUUACACAAAAAAAAAAUAGAAAUUACAAAAAAAAAAACUAUAGCACUAACGGUAAAAAGUGGAAAUACCGAAAGUGGCGGUGUAACAGGCGUGCAGCGCUGCCAUUAUAUGCACUUACAAAGCAGAGGCAUGCUCAUACGCCUAUAUGUAUGCUAAAUUAUAAUUUUUUAACGCGUCGUGCUAUUUGCCCGGUUAACGGUUUUUGUAGUACAGUGCAUAGGCAAACGCCAGCGGUAAAACAAAAAUCGAUGCGUUGCGACGCCGCGUUUAUUAGUGACAUUUUCGCCCGUGUUUACUGUUGCUUUUGAACGUAUGUAUGUAUGUGUAUAUAAUUUCCGUCGCCGAUUUAUGACCGGAAAGCGCAGUGACAAAAGCAGUGCAUGAAAAUAACUGUAAAAAAAUGUCGCUAAAGCAAAUAAGCGCAGAAGUUGCUUAAAAUAAAUAAUAUUGUUCGAUAUUAUUGCACUAUUUAUUAACUGGAAGUGAGUUUUGCAAUAAAAAAAAUAUAAAAAAAUUUAAAUUCGAAAAUGGAUAUACCGAACACUGGUGCCAUUUUUACGCUCGGCAAAUCGUAUUUGGCGGAGAACACGCAGAGCUACUUCUACAUCAAAAACGAUCCGGUGAAACGGCUUAUAUCGGGACCGCAUCAAAGUGCGGUCAUUUGUGAAAGUGGACGAUUAUUUGUUUGGGGUGAAAAUCACUACGGUCAACUGGGUAUUGGCAGUCCGUCCAACCAAAAUGGCAACAAUAAUAAAAACCACAAUAGCACUAGUCAUGGCGAUAUUAUUACGAAGCCAACAUGCGUGAAAUCGUUGAAAACGCUGGGUUUGAAAAUAGCCGACGUCGCUUUCGGCAACGAUUGGUCCAUAAUACUCACACAUUCAAAUGAACUGUUCUACACGGGUCGCAACAUCUUUCCAAGCGAAUCGAAUGUGGCGCGCAAUUUCAGUGUGGCCACCGUGGCGGAUGAGCAAUGUCAAAUUAUACGCAAGCCAUUUCGAAUUGAAGACCUGGACGAGUGUCUGUCGAAGAAUGAGGAUGCUGAGUGUUACACGCAUGUCUUAGCGGGCGAUGAGCACUUUGUGCUGAUGACCAGUUUUGGUCGCCUUAUUGGCUGGGGUUCGAACCAAAAUUACCAGCUUGGAAUGCCCGCCGGCCACACAGUGCAGAAACCGCAUGAAAUAAAUCUCGGCGCGGCGGUGCAGCAAUUUGUUUGUGGACCCGAGUCGACGCUGGUGCUCACCACCACGGGCAAGCUGUAUUUUACCGGCCAUCUCAAUGACUUUGUAUUCUCACAAUUUACCGAGCUACAACAGAAUCUUGGACCAACGGAGCAAAUUAUAUUCAUGCACAUUUCGAAAACGAAUGACAUAUUUAUAGUGACCAAUGCCGGCAGCAUUUAUCGCAGUAUCGAGUCGGUGCGUACGAAAAGUCUAAUAUUUCAGCGAUUCUACGACUAUGAUAGCGAAGAAAACGGACCGAUUUGGAAACUGCUGAAGGGCUUUUCCUUCUAUGCCGUGCUCACGAAAGCGAAUAAGUUUUACACAACAUUCUCGGAGAGCGGUCAUCAUUUGAAGACGUUUCGUGAGAUUUCGAAAUUCAAAAAUUUACGUCUACUAGACGUGGCAGUGGGUAAUAAACAUAUAUUGGUGCAUGGCAUACCGCGUUCAUCAACGGUCUCAACAAGCGUGGGCGGCAGCAUUGAACCACAUCGUUUUGCGAGCCGAACCUUCGUAAUGCCGCCGACUUUGGUGAAUGGUACCGGUGCUAAAAGCUGGAGUCGGGUGAACAGUGCAACAAAAGCUGAGAGUAAAGAUGGUGGCAAGGUUGAGGCAGAGGACAAAAAAUUGGAGGAUGCGAAUAGCAAUGUGAUGGCAAAUGGCGCAAAUAAUGAACCGACUGAAGUGGCAGAGAAAAAUACAGAAAUCAAAACAGUUGCUGACCAACAUAAUGGAAAUGUAAAUGAAACGAAGGCAGAAGUCACUAGGUCUACAAGCGCUACGAGUACAACAAAAACAGAUGAGCAAAAGACACAAGAAAAAGAACCUGAAAACGUCGAGAAAAAUAUAGAGGCGAAUGGCGUUGCGGAAAAUAAUGGCAACGUUACAAAACAAACUGAAACUAACGGUAAUCUGGAGAUGAGCGAUAAUGAGCCUGUUAAGGAAGCCAAACUUGUAAUGGCUGCCACAGCUGCUUUGGUGCACAAUGAAGCAAAAUCACCGACGAACUCGAUCAAAUCUAUUAGAUCUAUAAAAUCAGCACAUUCCGUUAAAUUUUCGCCAACAGCGCUAAGCAAAAAGGCUUCGCCGGCAACCGAUAAAUUGCUACGACCACACACGCCUUACCCGGACAGCAGCACAACUGGGAGUACACCGACAACCAUCAAGAAGACAACGCCGUUGCGAAAUUUCUCUUAUGAAGCGGCAAUGGAUCAUGACCACAUUGAUAGCACAUCGCCUGUGCUGAUGGAUAGCUUGGAAAAUAUAUCCGAAAGUACAGAAGGCGAAAGGGAGCAUAAAAACGCACUGGCCUCUUCAGCUGCACUGCCAUUUGAGGAGGACGAGCAAUUGACAGUGGAGAUUAACACAACAACUGAUCCGCUAAAUAGUACUAUUGUAGUAAAUGAAAUACGUUUUAUAAACAAUGGAGUGGAUGUGACGGACAAUGUGAAGGCGGCGUCGCUUGAACGAGAGGAUACCGAGAGCACGCUCGACUCGUUAGAAGAGCAAGCGGAGGGCAUAACAAGUAAAUCUAAUGAAACUCUGAAUAAUUUGAGUCAAGGUCAUAACUCAGAUAUGGAAGAAGUGGGUGGUGGCGGAGAGGAAAUUAAAAACACUAUGCAAAAAAUCGAAGACAAUGCCAAGGAGGUGACACAUAAAAUAGGAACUAAAGUAGAUGAAGCUGAUACGGCAGUAAAAAAUAUAGUCGAAUCAAAGUUAGAGAAGGUUAACGACGCAGCAAGUGAGAUAAAAGAUGACUUGGCGCAACAAGCAGCACAAAUAGAUGAAGACAUCAAAACGACAAAAACCGAGCUGAAAACAAACGCGGAAAAGGUGGGUGAAACCAUAACAGAUAAAAUGGAAAAUGCCGCCAAAAAAGCCGCUACAGCAGCCACCGAUGUGCGUGAUACGGUAGAAACUGCAGCCAAACGUGCUGCGGCAGGUGCACGCGACGCGGUCGAAACGAUGGGUGAUAACGCUAAGCGUGUGGCAAAUGACACCAAGACGACAGUCGAAAGUAUAGGCAGCAGCGCUAAACGCGCAGCAACGGGUGCUAAAAACGCCGUUGGCAAUGUAUUUAUCAAAAUGUCAGACGGCACUAAGGAUGCGGUUGACUCUGUGGCUGCAAAAAUCGCAAGCGAGGUGUCUGGUGCUAAGGAAAAUAUUAACACAAUGUUUCAAAGCAAGACACUUAAACCCACGCCUGUGGAGGAAGAUGCAGUGUCAUCAGCGUCAGAGGCUGCAUCCAAAGGUGGACUAAAAACUAAUACAACCACCAAUGGUGAGGAUGAUGAACGCACAACAGCAUCCGUAAAUUCCACGCAAAACUCUACUGGUAAUCCUUUUGAAAGCAAUAAUCCAUUUGAGAAUGAUGAAUUUGACGAUGUGGUUGAACGUGGUAAGAAAGCAAUGCAGGUCGAGAUCAACACCGUGCAUCGACAAGUGGCUGAAGAGAUAAAGGAUGCGGAGAAGGAAACAAGUAAAGUGCGCAAAUUUUUCAGCGAAAUGCGUGGUAUAUCUUGCCGCAAUGAAAAAUCAGUGGCAGUUGAUGAUGAUCCGCCACGUUAUUCAGUAGAAGAUAAGUAUCCUACACCAGCACAUCGUGACCGGGAGCAAAAUAACACAUCAAAAGUAUGCUCAAUAUUAUAAAUAUUUUCGGCUAAUCUUACACAGACUAAGAUAUGAUUGCAUUUCGAAUUUGUUUACCUAUAAUAAAACAGUGACUUAUAAUACUUAUAUAGAACGUUUAAAUAUAUGUAAUUUUACCUA